Molecule: messenger RNA, 4453 nt
Organism: Mesocricetus auratus (golden hamster)
Lineage: Eukaryota; Metazoa; Chordata; Mammalia; Rodentia; Cricetidae
Gene: Wdr19
Product: WD repeat domain 19
Exons: 37
Coding region: 106-4206 (1366 amino acids)
Biological process (GO): intraciliary retrograde transport; cilium assembly
Cellular component (GO): intraciliary transport particle A; cilium
Molecular function (GO): protein binding
Source: RefSeq, a predicted model, not a curated record
UCAUUGCUAGCACGGUCUCCCGGGUGACGGGAACGCGGUAGCCUGGCGGGGGAGUUUUGGUGCGCCUGCGCACUUACAAGAUCAGGGUGCCACUGGAGCCUGGAGAUGAAGCGUGUUUUCUCCCUGCUAGAAAAGACAUGGCUUGGUGCACCGAUACAGUUUGCCUGGCAAAAAUCAUCAGGAAACUUCCUUGCAGUAACAGGAGCUGAUUAUAUUGUGAAAAUCUUUGAUCGCCAUGGCCAAAAAAGAAGUGAGAUUAGCUUGCCUGGCAACUGUGUUGCCAUGGAUUGGGAUAAAGAUGGGGAUAUCCUGGCAGUGAUUGCUGAGAAGUCUAGUUGCAUUUAUCUGUGGGAUGCCAACACAAAUAAAACCAGCCAGCUAGACAAUGGCAUGAGGGAUCAAAUGUCCUUCCUUCUUUGGUCAAAAAAUGGAAGUUUCCUGGCUGUUGGGACCAUUAAAGGAAAUUUGCUCAUUUAUAACCAUCAGACAUCUCGAAAGAUUCCCGUUCUUGGAAAACAUACUAAGAAAAUCACAUGUGGAUGCUGGAAUACAGAUAAUCUUCUUGCUUUGGGUGGUGAAGAUAAAAUGAUCACCGUUAGUAACCAGGAAGGCGAUACAAUAAGACAGACACCGGUGAAAUCAGAGCCGAGUGACAUCAAGUUUUCCACAAGCAAGACGGACGACCGAAUUUCUUCUGCUGAAAGCACAAUAAGUGCAGUAGUUGGCAAGAAAAUGUUGUUUCUUUUUCAUUUGAAUGAACCAGAUAACCCAGUUGAUCUGGAGUUUCAGCAAGCCUAUGGCAACAUCGUCUGCUAUAGUUGGUAUGGUGAUGGCUACAUCAUGAUUGGCUUUUCCCGUGGAACAUUUCUGGCCAUUUCUACUCACUUUCCAGAAGUUGGACAGGAGAUAUUUAAGGCUCGGGACCAUAAGGAUAAUCUAACCAGUGUGGCAUUGUCACACACACUGAACAAAGCUGCUACAUGUGGAGAUAACUGCAUAAAAAUCCAUGAUUUGACAGAAUUAAGAGACAUGUAUGCUAUAAUUAAUCUGGAUGAUGAAAAUAAAGGUUUGGGUACCUUAUCCUGGACUGAUGAUGGUCAGUUGCUAGCACUGUCUACCCAGAGAGGCUCACUCCACGUCUUCCUGACCAAGCUGCCCAUCCUCGGGGAUGCUUGUCACACAAGGAUUGCAUAUCUCACCUCCCUCCUUGAGGUCACUGUGGCCAACCUCAUUGAAGGAGAGCCACCAAUCACAGUUUCCGUCGAUGUGGAGCCCAACUUUGUCGCAGUAGGUCUCUAUCAUCUGGCUGUGGGGAUGAAUAAUCGAGCUUGGUUUUAUGUCCUUGGUGAAAAUGCUGUGAAAAAGUUAAAAGAUGUGGAAUAUCUGGGAACGGUGGCCAGCAUUUGCCUUCAUUCUGACUAUGCUGCUGCACUCUUUGAAGGCAAAAUCCAGUUACAUUUGAUAGAAAAUGAACUCUUGGAUGCUCAGGAAGAACGUGAGACUCGACUCUUCCCAGCAGUGGAUGAUAAGUGCCGGAUUCUAUGCCAUGCCCUAACCAGUGAUUUCCUCAUCUAUGGAACAGAUACUGGCAUUAUUCAGUAUUUUUUCAUUGAGGAUUGGCAGUUUGUUAAUGAUUACCGACAUCCUGUUGGUGUGAAAAAGCUUUUUCCUGAUCCAAAUGGAACCAGAUUAGUCUUCAUUGAUGAAAAAAGUGAUGGAUUUGUUUACUGUCCUGUCAAUGAUGCUACCUAUGAGAUUCCAGACUUCUCACCAACCAUUAAAGGUGUUCUCUGGGAAAACUGGCCAAUGGAUAAAGGUGUAUUUAUUGCUUAUGAUGAUGACAAGGUGUACACUUACGUGUUUCACAAGGACACCAUCCAAGGGUCCAAGGUUAUUUUGGCUGGUGGCACUAAACUUCCCUUUUCCCACAAACCUUUGCUGUUAUACAAUGGAGAACUGACCUGCCAGACACAGAGUGGGAAAAUCAACUCCAUCUACCUCAGCACCCACAGCUUCCUUGACAACAUAAAAGAUGUGGAGCCUGCUGAACUGAGACAAAUGCUGAUGCAGACCCUGAUGCUCAAGCGGUUUUCUGAUGCUUGGGAAAUAUGCAAGAUGCUAAAUGAUCGCACGGCAUGGGAUGAGCUGGCCAGAGCCUGUCUGCAUCACAUGGAAGUGGAGUUUGCUAUCCGAGUUUCCCGGACCAUAGGGGAUGUUGGUACAGUGAUGUCCUUGGAGCAAAUAAAGGGAAUCGAGGACUACAAUCUUUUGGCAGGACAUCUCGCCAUGUUUACUAAUGACUUCAACCUGGCUCAGGACCUGUACCUGGCAUCCAACUGUCCUGUGGCUGCCCUGGAGCCUGGCUCUAGGCGGCAACUUUGCAAAGCCCUUUUUGCCUUUGUGGCCCUCAGGACUUUGUCUUUCCGACAGAUGAGGCGGGACCUGCAGCACUGGGACAGCGCUCUGCAGCUGGCAAAGCGCCUGGCCCCAGACCAGAUACCCUUCAUAUCCAAAGAGUAUGCCAUCCAGCUGGAGUUCACGGGUGAUUAUGUAAAUGCUUUGGCUCAUUAUGAGAAAGGGAUCACAGGUGAUAACAAGGAACAUGACGAGGUGUGUCUGGCUGGUGUGGCUCAGAUGUCCAUAAGGAUGGGAGACAUCCGUAGAGGGGCUAACCAAGCCCUCAAACACCCCAGUAGGGUCCUUAAAAGAGACUGUGGAGCCAUACUGGAGAACAUGAAGCAAUUUUCAGAAGCAGCCCAGCUGUAUGAAAAAGGCCAGUAUUACGACAAAGCCGCCUCUGUCUACAUCCGCUGUAAGAACUGGGCAAAAGUUGGCGAACUUCUGCCCCAUGUCUCCUCUCCCAAGAUCCAUUUACAAUAUGCCAAAGCUAAAGAGGCAGAUGGGAGGUAUAAAGAAGCCGUGCUAGCCUAUGAGAAUGCAAAGCAGUGGAACAGUGUCAUCCGUAUCUACCUGGACCACCUCAACAACCCCGAGAAGGCCGUCAGCAUCGUCAGGGAGACCCAGUCUCUGGAUGGAGCCAAGAUGGUAGCCAGGUUCUUUUUACAGCUUGGUGACUAUGGAUCUGCCAUUCAGUUUCUGGUCCUGUCCAAAUGUAACAAUGAAGCCUUCACCCUGGCUCAGCAGCACAACAAAAUGGAAAUCUACGCAGACAUCAUUGGUUCUGAAGAUACAACUAAUGAAGACUACCAAAGCAUCGCCUUAUAUUUUGAAGGGGAAAAGAGACACUUUCAGGCUGGAAAAUUCUUCUUGCUGUGUGGCCAGUACUCACGGGCACUAAAGCACUUCCUGAAGUGCCCAAGCUCAGAAGACAAUAUGGCAAUAGAAAUGGCGAUUGAAACUGUGGGCCAGGCUAAGGAUGAGCUGCUGACCAAUCAGCUGAUCGACCAUCUGAUGGGGGAGAGCGACGGCAUGCCAAAGGAUGCCAAGUACCUGUUCCGCUUGUACAUGGCGCUGAAACAGUACCGUGAGGCCGCCCGGACCGCCAUCAUCAUUGCUCGAGAAGAACAGUCUGCAGGCAACUAUCGGAAUGCACAUGACGUUCUCUUCAGUAUGUAUGCAGAACUUAAAUCACAGAAGAUCAAAAUCCCCUCUGAGAUGGCUACCAACCUCAUGAUCUUGCACAGUUACAUACUCGUGAAGAUUCAUGUUAAGAGUGGAGACCAUAUGAAGGGAGCACGCAUGCUCAUUCGGGUGGCCAACAACAUCAGCAAGUUCCCGUCCCACAUCGUGCCCAUCCUGACAUCUACUGUCAUCGAGUGUCACAGGGCAGGCCUGAAGAACUCUGCUUUCAGCUUUGCAGCUAUGCUGAUGAGGCCCGAAUAUCGCAACAAAAUUGAUGCCAAGUACAAAAAGAAAAUCGAGGCAAUGGUCAGGAGACCGGACACAUCCGAGACAGAAGAGGUCACCACCCCUUGUCCAUUCUGCCAGUUUCUUCUUCCAGAAUGUGAGCUCCUUUGUCCCGGCUGUAAAAACAACAUUCCCUAUUGCAUUGCAACAGGCCGACACAUGUUGAAGGACGACUGGACAAUGUGCCCGCACUGUGGCUUCCCUGCGCUGCACUCAGAGUUCAGGAUCUUACUGAACAGUGAAAGCACGUGUCCCAUGUGUUCAGAAAGGUUAAACUCUAGUCAACUGAAAAAAAUUUCAGACUGCACCCAGUACCUACGGACAGAGACGGAACAGUGAGCAGCAGGUCCAGACAGUGCUCCUGAGUAGAUGGCGCCUCUCCCUCAGGAGACUGUAUCCACCCCUGGCAGACUUGAAGAAUGAAACAGCCUAGCAAGUUCAGCCUCUGCGGUGACAUACGGUGACACAACCUGCUGGUUCUUGAACCCUGUAUAGUUCCUCUUCAAAGUCCUACACAGUGUAAAUACCCAGUUUUCUAAUGAUUUUUUAUUUAAGUAUUUCCUUUCAAAUAAAACUGUUGACUAGA